CCUUCCUUACUGUUACAUUGUCACAUUGGGAUACUCUCCGCUGCCACCCUUCCUCCCUCACAGUCUCUGUCUGUCCUGCACUGUCUCUCUCUCUCUGUCUCUCUCACGUCCCCCACUGCCUGCAGCACUGAGUAUAUCCCCAGCUUCAACCCCAGCGUGCUGAAGGACUCUGCCUUGUCCACACACAAGCCAAUUGAGGUCAAGGGGCCUGGUGGCAAGGCUACCAUCAUCCACGCCCAGUACAACACCCCCAUUAGCAUGUACUCCCAGGACGCCAUCAUGGACGCCAUUGCUGGUCAGGCCCAGGCCAGGGGAAGCGACAUCUCAAGCGGUGGCGGUGCUGCCGGCUCUCCCCUGGCUACGCUCCCUGUUAAAGACCCUCUCGUAGACAGUGCUUCUCCAGUGUAUCAGGCUGUCGUCAAGAACCAGGAGAAGGGCGAGCUGGAUGACUGGGCUCGCCGUGCUGCCAACCUGCAGUCCAAGUCCUUCCGCGUCCUGGCUCACAUCACAGGAACGGAGUACAUGCAAGACCCAGACGAGGAUGCUCUGAGGAGAUCAAGGGAAAGGUUUGAAACAGAAGUAAAAGGCCCACGUUUUGCUAAAUUGAAAAACUGGCACCACGGCUUGUCUGCACAGAUCCUUAACAUUCAGGGUUAGGUGUGCAGCUGAGACAGGCAGGAGAUAUCAGAGGCAGGAACAGGAGGUAGAGGUGUGAAAGCAGAGUGUUUAGUACCUGUAAUAUGAGUUUAACAGUAGAGUAGCGAAAAAAGAAAAUAACAAAACCAGUUUCCUGAGUGCUUGUCCUCAUGUGUUAUGUGUUUCUGAUCUUGUAUCCCUCCGCUAUGUUAUAGCUCUCAGUUCUGUUCAUUCUAGACGCCAGUAUUUCUAUUUUUGGGCUGUUCCACUGAUUUCCAAAGCAAAUCGUUUGUUGCUGUACAACAAAAAGUAAUAGAAAUUGCCUGGCACUGUUGGAGGGCUGUAUUUUUCCUCUUCAGUCCAAUGAAUUGUAAUUUUAAUAAAAGAGACCCCACUUUGAAACCAAAACAAAGAUACAGAAGAUGUGUCACUUAUUUCCCCUUUGCUACUGUUGGACUUUGUCGAUACUGAGGGGUUCAGGUUUGUAAGGAAGAAUGGCUGCUCAAAACUUUUGAGAUCCAGUUUGGAGUCAAAUAAAUUUCUAGGUAAACUUGCUUCUGGUUUAAUUGGAAGUCUGUUACAUUACAAUGGCAUUGGAGGAAAGUAUUUGCAGUGGAGUCCACAGUAGUGCUCCAGUGAGCAUACGCUUCCCUACCAUGUUAACAUGAGCACCCUCAAGACUGGGAGGAAGCAAACUUCAUUCAGUAAUAAUAAUAAUAAAAAUAAUAAUAAUAAUAAUAAUUGCUUACACUUAUAUAGUGCUUUUCUGGACA
Messenger RNA from Lepisosteus oculatus (spotted gar), 1409 nucleotides. NCBI's taxonomy places the organism in Eukaryota, Metazoa, Chordata, Actinopteri, Semionotiformes, Lepisosteidae. The record is from RefSeq and is a predicted model, not a curated record.